AUGGUAGUAUGCUUUCUUCACACUCCAUUAAACUUAUAUUGCGAAGAGGAUAAUUCUAACAGUAAGUUUAAUACUUGUUUAGAAAGACAAUUAUUUAUAUAUUUUGCAUAUAGUGAUUAAGUUUUUUUAAAUAUAUCUUUGAGAAUAAAAAAAUUAUAAAAUUAAAAAACACAGUAGGAAUAAAAAAUCCAUUUUUAACCCAAUUAAGAAAAAUAUGGAAUUAUAGAUGAUUGGCUGACACUUAUUAAUUUGUUUGGAUAUUUGUUUCCAUUUAGCAUUAUUUUGGUUUUGGAUUAUAAUUUAAUUUCAGAUUUAAAUGUAUAGGUUGUUAUCUAAAAUUCAGAGACCAUGGUUUAAAGGAGAUGUUCAUUUGGAAUUUGGAAUGAAGUAAUUAAUUAAUAAUACUUUGUUACAGUUUUAUGCAACUCAGGUUUAAUUUUAUCUACUGUAAUGGGAAAUUGUAGAAUGAAGUAAUAUUCCUAUUUUUAACCUUUACUAUUUCAUAAUUUUUUCGUGAAAUACAUAAACAUGUUCAUGUCGCUAUUUUGUGGUACUCCAACAAUUUUAGAAUAGAUUAUUCGAAGAGGCUAUUAUAUAUAUAAAUAAUGUAUAAAUUACAAGUAGUGCUGCUGUAAAGUUAUGCUUGCUGAAGUUAAAGAGUAAUAAAUAUUUUGUGAAGUUUUGAUUUUUACCCAAAUCAAAUUACAAAAAUGA
Paramecium primaurelia is the source of this 714-nucleotide messenger RNA. NCBI's taxonomy places the organism in Eukaryota, Ciliophora, Oligohymenophorea, Peniculida, Parameciidae. The record is from the annotation of a GenBank genome assembly.